Panonychus citri (citrus red mite) is the source of this 1072-nucleotide messenger RNA. RefSeq names its product 60S ribosomal protein L6-like (gene RpL6). Gene Ontology annotation, cellular component: ribosome; cytosolic large ribosomal subunit. The transcript is spliced from 3 exons. Gene Ontology annotation, molecular function: structural constituent of ribosome; RNA binding. Gene Ontology annotation, biological process: ribosomal large subunit assembly; cytoplasmic translation. Lineage: Eukaryota; Metazoa; Arthropoda; Arachnida; Trombidiformes; Tetranychidae. The record is from RefSeq and is a predicted model, not a curated record. Bases 138 to 1001 code for a protein of 287 amino acids.
UGAUUGUUUAAUUGUCUAAAUUAAUCAACAAUUAAGUUUAUUGUUAAUUAAUUAAUAGUUUAAAGUGUUGUCCUGUUAUUAGUUCUUAUUGUUUUUCAAGUAAAUUUGGAAUUUGGUUAUUUAUUGAUUGACCAAAAAUGGUUGAAACUAAAACGAAGCUUCCCAAACAGGCGGCUGCUCCUGCUGCUGCUGCUGCUAAAAAAGUUGUCAAAGCCACUAAGGAGAAGAAAUCCACUGGUAAAAAACCACCUAUGACUGGAAAAACUCUUAAAUUAGUUCGUAAAUUGACAAGUCAUAAAGUUACUCGACCAUUGUGGGCUAAAAUCAAGCGAAUGGCUGCAAAGAAAGGUGUUCUUCCAAGUACUUUAGUCAAGAAGAAGCCUAAUUUUGUUGUGAAAAAAAUUGGAGGUGAAAAGAAUGGAGGCAAACGUUUGGUCAGAGUUAAGAAAGAGCAAAGAUACUAUCCAACUGAGGAUAAACCAAGAAAGCGAAAGACAGGAAAAAUCACUUUCAAAAUGCACAAAAAGACCUUUAAAAAGGGUAUUUCACCAGGUCGUGUUGUCAUCCUUUUAGCUGGUCGUCACAAGGGUAAAAGAGUAGUAGUUUUGAAAACUCUUCCUAGUGGUAUGCUAAUGAUAACUGGACCACACAAAAUCAAUGGAUGUCCUUUAAGGAGAAUGCAUCAAAGAUUUACCAUCGUUACUAGCACUAGAGUGGAUGUUUCUGGCGUCAAAAUACCUGAACAUAUUAAUGAUAAAUAUUUCAAAAGUCGUAAAUUUGCUCGACAAAAGGCUAAGGGAAAGAAAGGUGCAGGUAACAUUUUCGAGACUAAAUCUGCCGAUUAUAAACCAAACCUUCAACACCGUAAAGAUCAAGUUGAAGUUGACAAACAAAUAAUUGAAGCUAUUCGUAAACAUCCUGAAAAGAAGCUAAUGUUUGGCUAUCUCGGUUCAUAUUUCUGCCUUCGUAAUAACAUGUAUCCUCAUAAAAUGAAGUUUUGAUGGUUGACUCAGUAAAAAAAUAAGUUUUGGAAAUAAAUUAAAUCCAAGGAAAAACUAAAAAAAAAACUAAA